UCUAAACAUUGGGAUUUCAUGGAGAUAAUAUCUUCCAUUUUCGUGCGACAUCCAUACAUAAAUAUUUGAAUUGGAGUUUUUAAAAUCAAAUUCAAAUUCUAUGAAAGUAUUAUGAAAUCAUUUUUUGAGGAAAAAAUUGAUUGUAGAAAAUUUAAUUCUUGAGAGACAAACGAGAUACUACCGGUGAUACUAUUAAUAUUUAAGCUAGAGCAGAGCAGAAGGUUCUCAACCACCGGGUGCCCAUAGCGCGGCCUCACGCACACCGCCCCACGCCUCACGCCCCUUGCCACGCUUAGCAUAUGCCGGUAAAUAUUCCGAGAACGUCACCAUCCUCUUCCUCUUCCUCUCCUCCAACCGCUUACCUCACUAACCACGUACGUACACGCUGGCCGCGCCUAUAUUACCAGCACUCGUCGCCGCUUCACCCCUCAUUAAUCCAUCAACACCACCGCUUGCUCCCCUUCAUAUCGUAGAUUGUUGUUGCAUUGCUCUCGAGGAGACGAGGUCAUUAGUUGAUUACCAGCUGCCGAUCGGUUGCGGAUUAAUUGGGCCGAAGGCAGUCGGUGAUCUCUUGAUUGAUUUGGACGCCAUGAAAUUUGGAAAGUGGCUCAAGAGGCAGAUCGAGCAGAGCCUCCCGGCGUGGAAGGACGAGUUCCUGAGCUACAACGAGCUCAAGCCCGUCAUCGGCGCCGUCUCGCCGGCCGACUUCGUCGCCCGCCUCGACGUUCAGAUCGAGAAGAUCAACGCCUUCUUCAUCGAGCAGGAGGAGUUCUUCAUCAUCACGCACAGGGAGCUGCAGGGGGCGAUCAGGAGCGCGCUGGAGAGGAAGCCGGCGGUGCCGGCGGCGGCGCACGAGGCGGAGAUCGCGGCGAUCCGGAGGGAGAUCGUCAACUUCCACGGCGAGAUGGUGCUGCUGCUCAACUACAGCAGCGUCAACUACAUCGGCCUGGCCAAGAUUCUCAAGAAGUAUGACAAGCGCACGGGCGCCGGGAUCCGGCUCGCCGUGAUCGAGACCGUGCUAGUGCAGCCCUUCUUCACGGCGGAGGCGGUGUCCCUGAUGGUGAGGGAGUGCGAGGCCAUGAUGGAGGCGGUGUUCCCCACGGCGCCCGGCGAGGGGCAGGCGGCGGCGCGGCGGGACCGCGAGGCCCUGGUCGCCGCGGAGCAGAGGAUCUUCCGCAACACCGUGUCGGCGCUCCUGGCCAUGCAGGACGUGCGCAGCGGCAGCUCCACGCGCGGCCGCCACUCCCUGCCGCCGCUCAACCUGCCGGACUCGGACUGGCUCCGCUCCUUCUAGCCGCCGCCCCCCAUUCCCCGUCCAAUGAUCCCCGCCGGCCUCUUCUUGGUGGUCUCCCCAGCCACCACAGCCACAGCCCACAGAUAUGUAAUUGGCUAUCUGUAGUUUCUAACUUCUUUUUUGUCUCCUUUUCAUUUUCCACAUGCUGGUGUAAGAUGGUAACAAGGUGUGAGCAUACAAAUUCAUCCUACUGUGCAUUAUGCUCCUAAA
Messenger RNA from Triticum aestivum (bread wheat), 1504 nucleotides. Its product is annotated as SPX domain-containing protein 6. Lineage: Eukaryota; Viridiplantae; Streptophyta; Magnoliopsida; Poales; Poaceae. The record is from RefSeq and is a predicted model, not a curated record. Bases 590 to 1294 code for a protein of 234 amino acids. Gene Ontology annotation, biological process: cellular response to phosphate starvation. The transcript is spliced from 2 exons.